This is a messenger RNA of Alnus glutinosa, 850 nucleotides long. RefSeq lists its product as uncharacterized. Lineage: Eukaryota; Viridiplantae; Streptophyta; Magnoliopsida; Fagales; Betulaceae. The coding region runs from base 93 to 470 and encodes 125 amino acids. The transcript is spliced from 2 exons. The record is from RefSeq and is a predicted model, not a curated record.
CUCAAUUGGGUGGAGAACGUACAUUUGAAGUGGGAAGUUGUAGAAAAGAGACAAUCUUCUCUACUACUUUGCCACUUGAAUUGAGUCUUACAAUGGGGUGCAUCCAAUUCCACACUCCAUUAACUCCCCUGCACUUGCAUCUCAAACACAAACAGCCUCUAAGGACAACUCAACUGCUCUGGCUCUCUAGCAAUGAACCUACUGAGCUUUUUCACAGACCAAACAACCUAUCACCACUGGCUCCGACGCCCAAGGCCCUCCCCAGUCUCCUUGAUCUCAGCGCUUCAUCCGCAGCCAAGUCCGGCGGCGACCUAUCCGUCCUCCUCCCGACCAGUGCAGUACUUUUCCUUCUGUACUUCAUAGCAAAUUUCCUCGUCCCGAAUUUCAUCUUCAAAAGUUUGCAGUCUGACGAGGCAAGUGAAGACCAGAAGCAAAAUGAUGAUGAUGAUGAUGAUGAUGAUUCCAUUUAAGAUGUAAUAAUUCUGGUUUUAGGAUGAGAAAACUGGCGCAAAAUAAGCAGUCAAGCAAGCUCGGAAGCAAAAAAAACAGGGCUUCAAGAGCACCAAACCAUGAGAGCAUGUGGCUAAAGAAGCCCAUCAUUCUCCCAUGUGAUAUGGUCAUUAUGACUGAUUUUAGUAACAAAACUUUUGCUCAUGAUUUACCAUUUUCUUCUCACAAUUUCGACCAAUAUCUCUAGACAGUGAUGAUUUUAAAAACCUGUCAUGUAUGUCAUCUAAUCUAAGGAAUAGCAAUUUGUGUUCGCAUCUCAGAUUCAGAUUAUGUUGAGCAGACAAAUGAUGUACUAUUUCAACAUUUUUUCUUAUAGAAAGUCAGUAUUUAUUUGUUUAUU